Motacilla alba alba is the source of this 2667-nucleotide messenger RNA. Its product is annotated as basic salivary proline-rich protein 1-like. NCBI's taxonomy places the organism in Eukaryota, Metazoa, Chordata, Aves, Passeriformes, Motacillidae. Bases 811 to 2343 code for a protein of 510 amino acids. The record is from RefSeq and is a predicted model, not a curated record. The transcript has 13 exons.
AUCCAUCCAUCCAUCCGUCCGUCCAUCCCGGCUGCAGCCUCAUCCAUCCCUGCUGCUGGAUUCUCUCCCCAAAUCCCACUAAUUGAUCCUCCCAGCCAGCAGAUUGAUUAAUGGCCAUGAGGGGCCCUCAUUAGGGGAGCAGCUGCAGAGCCCCGCGUUCCCCCCCGGCUCCCGGGGGCCGCCCUGGCCCCACGCCCUCUUUGGGGUUUGACUCCCCCGGGCUUUGGCUUUUCCCGUUCCCUUUCCUCUGCUGCGUUCGGGAGCAGCGGUUCCACCCGCGGCUCCCUGUUCUGCCCCUCUUCACGGACACUGGGAUCAGCGAGCCGAGCCGAGCCUCCCUUCCCCCCGAUCCCCUCCCACGUUCCUGGAAGGUCCGGCCCGACCAGUUCACACCAGUUCACACCAGUUCCUUAUCGGCGCGUCCCAGCCAAACCCCCCGCGGCUGCCGGGGCUGCUCCGGGCCGGGGAAGGUGAUAAAGGCGAUAAAUGUGAUACAUGCUCCGGGGGCAGGGCGGGAUGGCCGUGCCCGGAGCCAGCCCCGCGGCCCUGGAGCGCCGUUCCCAGCGGGAAUGCCGGGGGGCAGGGAGGAGGAGAGGCAGGAGGCGCCGGGCUGGCUCGGGAGGGGAUGAAGUGGGUGGGCAGCGGGUUUGGGAGACGCUCCGAGCCGCCUGCUGGGGCCCCAACGCCGGCUGCGGUGCCAGGAGGUGACAGACGGACAAACGGACGCGCUGGGAGGUGACAGCGGCUCCCGGCCGUCCCCGCCGCUCCCCCGGCACGGCAGCAAAGCGGAUCCCGCGGCUCUCGGGCAGGAUGUUCCACCCGCCGGGCUGCAGGAGAGGCUUCCCCAGGGAGCCCGCCCCGUGGUGGGACGGACCGUGGCCGUAUCCCCCCACUGGCCCCGAGGACACCUGGGACAGGCCACCCUGGGACGGGCCACCGUGGGAGCAGCAGCCCCGGAGACGGCAGCGCAGGAGGCGCCCGCCCAGCCCCAGAGCCUUCCCUGGGGACGGCCCGUGGAAGGAAGAGGAGGACAGGAGGUGGGCACCCCCCGACUGUCCCCAGCCACCCCCGUGGGGUGACAGAGACGCCGUGCCGGGAGCUGAGGAUGACUUUGGAGAGUGCUGGUACCGGGAUCCACCACCUGACCCCUGGCCCGAGUACCCCGAGGAGGAGCAGCCCCCGCCCUGGCCCCCCGCCGACCCUCCAGGGAAUCCAAGGGCUUUCCAUCAGCACCGCCCGCCCUGGAGCCACCGCCCGGCCGGGAGGCCACGGGGCCACCUCCGCCAGCUGCUCCUGGUGCCCCGGGCGUGGUGUCCCCGACCCCCCCGAGGGCACAAGCCGCGCUCCAAGCCCUCCUCUCCCGCCCCCUCCAAGAGGAGCCAGCCGGCGGCCAGGAAGGAGCCGGAGCCUCCCCGGGACCCUGCUCCUCCCCAGGGUGCUGCAGAGAGGCCGGAGCAGCCGCAGGAUGUGCCAGUGGGGACUGGGGGGGUCCAGGAGCCCCCCAGUCCGGCCAGGAGCCCUCUGGAGAGCCCAGCUGCUGAUGCUGGUGCUGCAGAGCUGCAGGUGGAGCUGGAAGCUGGGCAGACCCCUGUGGGCAGCCAGGAUCAGGAUCCCUGUGCUCCAGCAACAGCUUCAGCCCCUCCAGAGGAGACCUCCAGGAAUCCUGAGGUCCAGGAGCACCUUGAGGUAGAGCCGUGCAGCCCCGGUGUCCCCAAGGCUGGCAGCGGGCAUGGGGCACGUCCCCAGAGCCCAGCAGCCCCUCCAGACCCUGCCAAGAGGGAGCUCCUGGAAUCCAGCUCCUCUGGAGAGGCGGGGGCUGAGCUCAGCCCGCGUUCCUGGGAGCAGCCACCCCACGGAGCAGGAGAAGCUGAGGCAGAAGCUGCCCAGGAUGGGCAUCUGCAGAGCCUUCAGCCACCCGAAAACCCUCAGCUUCCUCCAGGAUCUGCAGCGGAGCCCGAAGCCCAGCCCAGCCAGGCUUCUCCUGGUGCCUGCGCCACACCGGAGACCUCCCUGGAGCCCCCGCACCCGCCUGGGGCCGGUGACACCAAUCUGGCUGUGUCUGGCCAGCAGCAGCUCUGCUCCGAGCUGCCCACACCGCUCCCGGCCGGCAUUGACUCCCGCUCCGCCGCCGUCCUCAGAAGGAAGGCGAAGAUCGAGCUGUCGUACCAGCAGUUCAGCCUGAGCAUUGCCGUGGUGGCCACGAUGCUGCUGCAGAAGGAGCCCUCGAUGGAGGCGGCGCUGGGGCUGGCGCUCAGGGCCAACCUGCGCCAGUGCCGCCUGCACCACCUGCAGCAGCUGGAGGAGUUCAUCGACAGCCUGGACUCGGACACCUCCGGCCUCUGAUGGCAGCCACCCCCUCCUGCCAGCGGGCUGGGGGUGGCGGGGGCUGGCACGGGGCUGUGACAGCGCUUUGGGCUGCUCGGGAGGGUGCUGAGCCCGCGGGACGAGGUGGGAGAUGCUGGCAGCCCCACUCUGUCUCUUGGAGAAGGAGGGUGAGCAGGAUGUGUUUGGUUUUAGCCCUGCCCAAACCCCUGAGGGCAGCAAAAGUGUUACUGGUUUUACUGGGCAGCAGUCCCUCUCCUCCAUUCCUGAUUGCCGGGAGUGUGCCCCCAGACCCCAGCCAGCGUUUUUGGCUUUAAAUUACAAAUAAACCGUGUCCUCUUUGCA